Acanthamoeba castellanii str. Neff is the source of this 2592-nucleotide messenger RNA. RefSeq names its product acylCoA synthetase. The record is from RefSeq and is a predicted model, not a curated record. NCBI's taxonomy places the organism in Eukaryota, Discosea, Longamoebia, Acanthamoebidae. Gene Ontology annotation, molecular function: medium-chain fatty acid-CoA ligase activity. Gene Ontology annotation, biological process: fatty acid metabolic process. The transcript has 16 exons. The coding region runs from base 1 to 2592 and encodes 863 amino acids.
AUGUCGCAAUCGAUGGCCAACGACGAGCUGGAGCGGGUGGUGGACUUCAUCGAGAAGAUGACACAGGACGGCGUCGGUCUGGGCGAUCCUGCCGAGCGCAUGCCCUGGCUGGCCGUCACGGAGGACUACGACUACACCGACAACGGAGGCUCCUCGGCCACCUCCACCUCCGCUUCGACUUCCGCGUCCGCUGGCGCAGCCCCCGCCUUCACCAAGGCCGAGGUCCGUAAUGACGCGAAGGGCCAGAGGAAGAGUCUCCUGUCGCAAGCGCGCGAGGAUCAGAAGGCGACGCCGGCCAAGGAAAGCAGCGAAAAGAAGAAGGGCAACGGAGCGCAGAAAGAGGCACCGGCCAGGGGAAGGAAGAAGGUGCAAAUGCGGGUGGCCGAGCAGAAGCCCAAGCCGCAGGGGAAGGCGAAGUCGGACGAGGUCAAGCGAAACGCGGACGAAGCUGGGGAGGUGGUGUCCAACCUAAAGGCCGAGCUCAGUGGCCCUGCUGAGGAGCAGAAGAAGAGUUGGCUGGCGUCUUCGUGCCGGCGAGCUCGAGCUAGACAAUGGCAGGCGCCCGGCGGGACGAUUCCCUACGGGCCGAUCAGGGGUUUCCACGCCGGCCGCGCCUGCCUUGCGCCCUACCAGAAAGAGAACCCGGAUGCGCUCGCCAACCUGCUGCCCAAGGCGCAUGAGGACCAUGUGCCGGCGAAAGCCGAGCCAGACCACCUGCCGCUGCCCAUCCACCCGCCGGCGAGACCGCACGCGAUCACCCUCAUCUCACACGUAAAGGGCGAUCGCUCGAUCCCGUUGAUCAGCAAGCCCAUUGGCGCCUUCUUCGAUGAGCAAGUCGAUCUGUACGGGGAUAAGGAGGCCUUGCGGGUCGUUCACCAAGAUAUUCGCUGGUCGUGGAACGAUCUGCAGAGACAAGUGGACGCCUUCUCGCAGGGACUCCUCGACCUGGGCUUCGAGAAGGGCGAUCGCUUGGGCAUCUGGCUGCCCAACACGGCCGAAUGGGUCGUGGCUGAGUUCGCAACGGCCAAGACAGGCAUCAUUUUGGUCAACGUGAACCCAGCCUACCGCGUCUACGAGCUUGAACACUCGCUCAACCUCGUGGGGUGUAAGGGACUCAUCGUAACGGACAAGCUCAAGUCGAGCAACUACUUCGAGCUGCUCCAUGAAUUACUUCCCGAACUCGAGCACACGGGAGAACUCAACUCGACCAAGGUCCCUACGCUCAAGCACCUCAUACAGAUCACAGAUCAGCACGUCAAAGGCACCGCGGCUCGCCAGUACGUGGACGUGCUCUCCGAAAAGGCCAGCAGUCCAGACACCAGACAGAAUCUGAAGUCGCUCGCCCAGGCCCAACACGUCGACGACGCCAUCAACAUCCAGUUCACCUCCGGAACCACCGGCCUGCCCAAGGGGGCAACGCUGACUCACCUGAACAUCCUCAACAACGGCUUCUUCGCCGGCGAGAGGAUGGGACUCACCCCUGACGACACCCUAUGCGUGCCGGUUCCGCUCUACCACUGCUUUGGUCUCGUGCUAGGAAAUUUGGCGGCAUUCACGCACGGGGCGAAGGUAGUGUACCCGUCGCCCUCCUACGAUCCUCUCAAGGUGCUGGAAGCCGUGCAAGAGGAAAAGUGCACCGGCCUGCAUGGAGUGCCAACGAGCCUUUUUGUGAGCUGCUUCCUCACGUCCGUGUACCCCGCACGCGUGGUGCCAGUGUUCAUCAGCGAAUUGGAGCAUCCCCGUUUUAAAGAGUUCGACCUCAGCUCUCUGCGUACGGGCAUCAUGGCGGGAAGCCCCUGCCCCAUUGAAGUCAUGAAGCGGGUCGUGAACGAAAUGCACAUGAAAGACGUGACCAUCACGUAUGGCAUGACGGAAACCUCUCCCGGCAGCUUCCAGACCGAGGGAAACUCUCCGCUGGAGAAGCGAGUAGAGACCGUGGGGCGAGUCCAUCCCCACACCGAGUGUAAGAUCGUUGACACCGAAGGCCGGACGGUUCCAGUGGGCCACGUGGGCGAGCUAUGCACGAAAGGGUACCUGGUGAUGAAGGGCUACUGGAACAACCCCAAGAAGACCGAGGAGUCGAUCGACGCUGGCGGAUGGAUGCACACGGGCGACCUCGCAGUGUUUGACGAGGACGGCUUCUGCAAGAUCGUGGGUCGGAGCAAGGACGUCAUCAUCCGAGGCGGAGAGAACGUGUACCCGCGUGAGAUCGAAGAGUUCCUCUAUACCCACCCCGCCAUCGAAGACGUUCAGGUCAUCGGCGUUCCCAACAGGAAGUACGGCGAGAAGGUGUGCGCCUGGAUCAAGAAGAAGGACAACACCAAGGCGCGAGCUGUGACUGCCGAGGACAUACAUGCCUUCUGCAAGGACAAGAUAGCGCAUUACAAGGUGGGUGAGCACCUUUCCUUGGCCACCUGCGCAGUGAAGUGGAGUGCACCUGGUCGCCUACUCACCUACACGCAGAUUCCUGAGUAUGUGGUCUUCAAGGAGGAGUUCCCGAUGACCGUGACCGGCAAGUACAUGAAGCACAAGAUGCGAGAACAGACCAUCGCCGAGCUUCACCUCGAGAAGGAAGUCGUCGCGACCGCCUGA